Cutaneotrichosporon oleaginosum is the source of this 1203-nucleotide messenger RNA. RefSeq lists its product as uncharacterized. Gene Ontology annotation, cellular component: nucleus. Gene Ontology annotation, biological process: negative regulation of gene expression via chromosomal CpG island methylation. Lineage: Eukaryota; Fungi; Basidiomycota; Tremellomycetes; Trichosporonales; Trichosporonaceae. Gene Ontology annotation, molecular function: DNA binding; DNA (cytosine-5-)-methyltransferase activity. The record is from RefSeq and is a predicted model, not a curated record.
AUGCCUCCUCAUCGUCAACAGCGCAAAUUCAGCGAGCUGUCCUGUGUAACGGCGCGAGACGGUUCGGUCGUCAAGCGUGGCACCAUCGUGCGGGUUGACACGGCAGCGGGUCGCCGCGUCGCCCUUGUUCGCCGCCUGUUCACCCGCGACUGGGACCGCCCGCAUGACCGGGGCCAAGCGCAUGUGCACCAAGGCUACACCCUCGGCAACACUUCCCGCGCGCUUGGUCACCCACUGAAUACCGAGGUGUUUACGGUGCUCAAAGAGGUGGAGCAUGUCAAGCCCGAUGUGUGUCUCAUUGAAAACGUGCCAGGCAUUGCUACGCCUUUCCCCUGUGGCACUAACGUUUUGGAGCAGGUCGUGCAAAGGCUCCUCUCCUUAGGCUAUCAAGUGCGUCUCGGCCAGCUCAACAGCCGUAACUAUGGCUCUCCCCAAAACCGCCAUCGCAUCUUUAUUCUCGCCGUACGCUCCGGACUUCCGCUUCCCGCUUGGCCAGCACCGACGCAUGCCCACGGUCGCCGCAAACUCAACCUCUCGCUCGGUGGAGAGCCUAUCGUCCUAGGCGGGAACAGCGGCGCAGACACCACACGCGCGCUCCGCCCGGCGGUGACCGCGCGCGACGCUAUCGGCGACUUUCCUGAAUGGGACUACUCCGUUCUCGACGAUCGCGCGCCCAACACUGCCGCCCGUGGCUUCGACUUCGGUGAUCGCGUUGGCCUGUCGGACGGCACACCCUACCGCUGCCGGCCUAAAACGAGUUACCAGCGUGCUGCACGGGGCGGCGAGCGCGGCGAGGAAACGGGAGUCAAAGACCAUCUGACCAGUGUCUUCUCCGCACCCAAGGCAAACGAGCCGUACAUUGGUCCCGGUAACAUUCUGCGCUGCAACCCGCACCGCGCGGUGCCCACGAUCCAGAGCAACCCUUUCCCUGGGCGGAACAGCACUCUCACGAUCCACUGGAUGUCACACCGCGUGUUGAGCGUCGCCGAGCGCCGGCGCAUUCAGGGCCUACCUGAUAGCUACAUCCUGCGUGGGCCUGUAAAGGAGAAAGACCGCAUGUUGGGCAACAUGGUGGAUGUGCAUGUUGCGGACGCGCUCGCGGCGCACAUCAAGCGCGAGGUGUUUGCGCCGUCAUGGUUGGCGUGGGGCCGUCCAGCAAGAGAUGAGUUUUGGCGUAUGUGGCGGGCGGCGCAUCCUGUGUAG